This is a messenger RNA of Odontomachus brunneus, 1366 nucleotides long. RefSeq lists its product as uncharacterized. The record is from RefSeq and is a predicted model, not a curated record. The coding region runs from base 791 to 1348 and encodes 185 amino acids. NCBI's taxonomy places the organism in Eukaryota, Metazoa, Arthropoda, Insecta, Hymenoptera, Formicidae. The transcript is spliced from 4 exons.
UCAACUUUAAUUGUUUAUAAUUUGAAAAGUAAGUAUAGCCUCGACAUUUUUGCAUUAGGAUUUUUUUCUUCAAAUUAUCUCAGGAAUCCUUAAGAGAUAACGCGGUAGUGACGGGACACCCUGUAUAUGUAAAAAGGUCGGGAUACGCGUGCUUUCUGUCUCAUAAGUCUUGAAUUGUCUCUUCAACGAUAGACGGAUUACCUCGUUCUCUGUGCACUUUAGUUUGUACACGAUAGCAGGCGUCAGUUAUCAUUCUCAACAGUUCUGCUCCUAUUCUAACGCUUCGGUGUUAUUACAUUAUUCGAAACAGCGCGCCAGCGUCGCCUAGAGCGCCUUUAUUUAAGCGAGACGCGAUGCGUCAGCGCGCGGUUUAAUUGCCGGAAUUAAUAAUCCAUUACAAUGCCAGCAGGUCUUUUAUUAUACCUGAUGAGUUACGUGACAUACAAUUCUGCCGCAGGCUAGGCAUGAAAUGGAUUUUGUUCUCCUCCCUCUUACCUUUCCCCCUCUCUCUCCAUCUCUCUCUUUCUAUAUAUAUAUAUAUCUCCCCCUCUCUCUCUCUCUCUCUCUCUCUCUCUCUCUCUCUCUCACACACAAAUUAUGCAGUUAGCAAUGUGCGGGCUGAAAAUAAAUACAGUGCAGAUUAUAUAUCAAGUUAACCGAGGUGACAUAUGAAGUGAUAGAUAGGUGACAUAUGACCCGCUGAUACAUGAAAUCAUUUGCAUUUUGGUUACAAUUUUUGCAGUAUUGGGACGAGUCCGGGUAGCUGAAGACUUCUCUACAAAGGCCUACCAUGAGGAGUACAUUGCAAACCAUGAGGAGUACAUUGCUGAAGUCGAUCUACGUCCUCAUUGUGUUGAGGACGCUCGUAAUGGGAUUUCCAGUCCACACAGACACAGAUAAUAAAAUUUCUUUAAAGGAAAAUAGUAUCGUAGAGGGUGUCAUCAUGAACGAUGCGGAUGCAUCGGUUAAGUCUUACAUGUGCGUUCAUAUACCGCCCGAACUGCAAAAUUGCAAUUUUGUCAGUUACCACAUAACCACGGAGAACUCCUGGGUGUCGGGAAACGGGCGAAUGAAAAAGGGAAAACGUGAGUUAUUAAACGAUAACAGAGAGAACAUGCUGCACUCGCUGAAGAAAGUUUUGGGAACGGGAGAGCGGUUUCCGAGACAGAAACUCGGAAAGAUCAUAUACGAAAUACAAAGAUGCGUGCCGCAUCGAUUGCCAUUUACUUUGCCUUGGUGCACGAAGGAAGAUCUUGCCGACAAGGAGAACGAGAUCUAUCGACUUAUUCCCUUCGUGAGAAAAGGCACUUCGACAAAAUCGCUGCUGCUCCCGGAUUAUAACAUUUAGAUAAACUACCAAAUCUAU